Messenger RNA from Centruroides sculpturatus (bark scorpion), 759 nucleotides. RefSeq lists its product as uncharacterized. The coding region runs from base 1 to 759 and encodes 252 amino acids. The record is from RefSeq and is a predicted model, not a curated record. The transcript has 5 exons. Lineage: Eukaryota; Metazoa; Arthropoda; Arachnida; Scorpiones; Buthidae.
AUGGAUAUUUAUCUUCAGCCUGGCCUGAGAAAACUUUGCUGGAUAGCAACUACUUCAGGUGGUCUUAUGUGUACGUCAUAUUCAGGAAGGUUAAUUAAAACCAUAAGUGAGCUGACUCCAUCAUCUGUAACUAGUGGUCAUGAUUUUAUAAUAUAUGUAUUAAAAGAACAGGUUUAUAAAGUAUCAAAAAAUAAUGAUUCAAAAAUAAUUGGAAAUAUAAGAGGACCUAUUAUUUAUAUGACUACUGUUGAUCCUCUGAUAACUGAAGAUAGUCAUUUUUUACCUGAUAUUGGAUGUGAGUCUGUUGUCAUUCCAUUAUUUGAUAAAAUUUUCUGUAUGCCCAAAGUUGAUGGAAGAAACUUUCUGACUUUUUCACAUAAUGGUAUCUUGGAAGGGUUUCAAAUUAAAUCUGAAAAUGUAAAUUGGAAUCUGUUUCCAGUUAAAUUGUUUGACAUGUCAUUAAAUGAUGAUUUUGACAUCAUUAUAAGAAAUGAAACAAUUUACUGGACAGAUCAUAAGAUUGGAGGUAUUUUUUCUAUUAAAAGAGAUGGCACUCAUAAACAUCUUAUUGCAUCUUUUGAAGGUGAAAUUAAACAAAUAAGUAUUGAUUGGAUCUCAGGACUUCCUUUUGCCUGGAUAGUGCAAAAGGAAGUCCUACAAGAUAGUAAAGGAUUGGGCAUAGUGGGCAUAAUAUGCUAUCCUGCAAGAGAUUUGCCCAUAGAUGUUACAGCUACUACUCAAUAUUCCUCACACCCAUAG